This is a messenger RNA of Oryzias melastigma (Indian medaka), 1690 nucleotides long. It is a transcript of the gene asz1, whose product is annotated as ankyrin repeat, SAM and basic leucine zipper domain containing 1. Gene Ontology annotation, biological process: piRNA processing. The transcript has 13 exons. Gene Ontology annotation, cellular component: pi-body. The coding region runs from base 72 to 1493 and encodes 473 amino acids. The record is from RefSeq and is a predicted model, not a curated record. Lineage: Eukaryota; Metazoa; Chordata; Actinopteri; Beloniformes; Adrianichthyidae. Gene Ontology annotation, molecular function: protein binding.
GGUGAAGCUCCGCCCACUCCUGAUCCGGGUACCUGAUGCUGAGCGGCACUGACUGUUAGCUGCUUCAAGCUAUGGCGGACUUCAUGGACUACGCCUUCCCGGCAGGAGCGGAAAGUGAUGAAAGUAAUGAUGAAUGGGACAUCAGCUGCGGCGUGGAAACAUCUUUUCUUCACAAAGCUUCAGUGGAAAACGACCAGGACACUGAGUUAAAGUGUGAUGAUGUCUGGAAGAUGAAAAGAGCUAUCUGUAAAGGAGAAGUGGAUGAAGUUAUCAGGCUGCUGGACAAUGGUAUGGACGUGGAGACCAAGCUUGAGUUUGGAUGGACUCCACUUAUGUUUGCGGUCAAUAUGGCAAAUUACGACUUGGCCAAACUGCUGUUGGACAGAGGCGCCAGUGCAAAUUUCACCAAAGAGGGGUGUUCAGUACUCAUGGUUAGUUGUACUGCAUCAGCUGAUGAAGAGAAAAUCGCACGUUGUGUGGAACUUCUCCUGUCCAGAAACACUGACCCCAAUGUGGCAGACAGAUCUCAGAUGACCUCUUUGAUGUGUGCUGCCAGGGAGGGCUACACUAAAGUCAUUAACCUGCUGGUGGCUCAUGGUGCAGAAGUCAAUGCCCAGGACAGCAGUGGCUAUACAGCUUUGGCUGUAGCAGUGAAGUAUGGAAGAGAAGAGGCAGUGUUAAAGCUUCUCCAGCUGGGGGCAGACAAAACCAUAAAGACCAAGAACGGCACGAGUCCAGCUGACCUGGCCAAGUUCUUCAAGCACUCACAGAUAGCAAAAAUCUUGACGUCUUCAUCUCUCAACUAUAAUGCUGGGGCCUUUGGUUCCACAGAGGAGAGGCUGUCCAGGUUUUUCAAGACCAACUCUGAAACUCUACCGUCCAUAGAAAGCGUAACUCGUCUUAAUGAUCUUGAGCUUCUUCUACAUGGCCUUAAUUUGAGCCACCUCACUGAAGUCAUGACUAACAAUGACAUCACAUGGAACUGCCUGUUGACCAUGAAGAAAGAGGACCUUGAGAAGAUUGGUAUCACAGACCCAGAGGAUCAGGGAAAGGUGCUGGAUGCUGUGCACCAGAUCCACUUGGAUAAAGUAGACCUUAACGCCUUGUGCCAGCUGGGAGCUGUUUACAGUGGGUGUGAAGAUCUGCAGAACUUCCUCAUCAGUGUGAAUCAUCAGUGCUGUUACCUGAUAGAAGUGAUCCAUGACGUCGUCAGCCGCUUUCCUCGUCAGGCUUCUCAGCUGGUCUUCUCUCUGGACUCGGGGAAGGAUGCCCAGUCCAUCUGCAGACAGCUGGUCCUCCAGACCAAAGACCUGGAAAAGGAAGUGUCUUGUCUCCAUAGUCUGCUGUGCAAGAUGGAGGAAAGCAGGGAUUGCUGUGAGCUUCGUCCUCCUGGUUCUCACAAAGGAUGGAAGAAGUCUCUGGUCGCCGGGGUUGUAGUGGGCAUGCUGGGAGCCACCUCGCUGCUGCUCGUGUGUAAAGCUUGCAAGUGGUAAAUCAUCUGAUCACAAAGCAGAGGUUUCACCAUUAGUUUAUUUUAUUUGAGCUGUCAAAAUCUGUUUUUGUUUUUGAAGUAAAAUUCCAUUUUUGCUGCAGUUUUUUUCCCAAGUUUUCAGAGAAAAAGUAAUAUUUUUAAGUUUUAAAGGAAGGUUUCGAUGUCGUGUUUAUAAUAAAGCAAUCUUCCUGUACUGUA